This is a messenger RNA of Microthlaspi erraticum, 303 nucleotides long. The record is from the annotation of a GenBank genome assembly. NCBI's taxonomy places the organism in Eukaryota, Viridiplantae, Streptophyta, Magnoliopsida, Brassicales, Brassicaceae.
AUGAGCAUAACUACUAAGUCCAGCCAAGUUCCCAAGUCUAGAGCACCAAAAGUACAUUUCUCGCUAAAGACAGAACCGGAGCAUCCGAAGUUUCACCAUGCAUUCAUGCCUUCCCGACAUCCAAAAAUCACGAUUUUAGUCUUGAAAGAUAGAUACUUGAGUCAUGCGUCGCGUCGAAGUGGAAAUAGGAAAGGGCUUGGCUCGUACUUAAAUUGGCCUAGUUCAACUAAGGAGUCUUCCUUGGCCCGAUCCCGGCCUGUUCAAGAACUUGGGAAGCAAGCUCAAGCGGCUGGAGAGAAAUGA